AUGGUGGUGUGUAACGGUGAUACUAUCGCUGGUGAAGCUGAUGCCAUUGACGAUAGUGGCGGCGGCAGCAGCAGUGGUGGUGGUAGUGUUGAUGGUGGUGAUGGAGAUGGCGGUCAUGGUAGUAUUGGCGGUGUAGGCAGUGCUUGUGGUGUUGGUGGUGAUGGUGGUAUUGGUAGUGUUGGUGGUGAGGCUGUUAUCGGUCUUUCGCAGCGCUCCGCCUCCGUCGCCGAGAGCCGCGGCAGCCCGUCAAGAUACGAUCUGGAUGACCCGAUGCAGUUUGAUCAGGUCCUCACUAGCACAUCCGGGAAAUCCAGUCGAUACCUGUCAGACAGUUGGAAUCGUCUGAGCAGUUUUGCGAGGCUUUUACACCUUCCUCGCCUAUCUGCUAAACCUACACAGUCCCACCUUACAUCUAAAAAACCAUUCCAAUCCCCCACUAACACUAAAGAACGGGAUGUUCCCAAGAAAGUUUUCAGACGUCUGAAGAAAUCUGGUCGUCCCGCCCCUGUCGGGGCAUAG
Molecule: messenger RNA, 519 nt
Organism: Octopus bimaculoides (California two-spot octopus)
Lineage: Eukaryota; Metazoa; Mollusca; Cephalopoda; Octopoda; Octopodidae
Product: keratin, type II cytoskeletal 1-like
Source: RefSeq, a predicted model, not a curated record